AUGUCAUCCAACCUUCUGGCCACGGCGGCGUCGGCGCUCCCCAACGAACUCGCUCUCGUCGUGAUCGAUCAUCUCGAAGGCAACAACAAGGCCUUAUGCGCUCUCGCUCGGACAUGUCGCGAUAUGCAAAACCUCGCCGAAGAGCGACUCUACAAGCGAAUCGUGCUUCUAUCCGUAAAGGACCUCCACGCCAUCAUCGAAGCCUUCACAUCGCGUCCCGAACGCGUCCGCGCCGUACAAACACUCAAGAUCUUGUAUUCAUACAAAGAUGACAGUUUAAAAGACAGCGCCGAGAUAAGGACGACUUUCAACGAGUGCGUAGCUCGUAUGGUCAACCUGAGGGAGUGGCAUAUUGAGAGCCCGUACGAUAACUUUCAUUGGGAGAACGAUGGUGGAGAGGCUUGGGUCAACGGCGAUAUGCAACGCUUCCGCCGUGCGCUCGACACAGCUUGCGUGGAUGGCCCGAUAGAGACGGACAAGAUCGCGGCUGAACGGCGCUUGGGGAAGAAUCUCGAGCGUACAGUUGGGUUAGGUCUUCUUGAGAACUUGACCAUCCAUUCGCACGGUACUGCUACCGACUUCUGGAACCUUGACGGGUUCCAUUGCCUCUUCCGACACCCCGCACUCAAACACCUUCACGUCUCCUGUGUGGCCUUCCCAGACUCUGAAAUCCCAGAGCUCGCGACACAUACGAAGAGGACUCCUCUGACCUCGCUUGUUUUUGACGAGUGCGAACUGCGGUCCAAAAGCCUGCUCAGCAUCCUUCGCACUCCGGCGCGUCUGAAGUCGUUGACUUUGGGCGAGAAUGUCUUCAACAUUAACCGGUCAAGGCGGGCUAAGCCGUUAUUGAACAAAGACGCAGGCGUAUCACUGGAGGCUCUCUCCGCAGUCGCGCACUCGCUGGAAAGCCUUACACAUCUAAACCCUGGCUGGCGUCUUGACAAAAGCCCUCAGGUGCUCCGCAGCAUACGCCCACCUGGUGAUGGUAUGCGCGAUUUCCACCUUCUGAAGUAUCUUGAAUGCGACACGAACUCCUUCCUACAUCAGGCUAUCAUCAUGAAUCGUGAUCUGGCGCCCCCUAGCCUGGAAACACUUCGAAUCCGUCGGCAUUGGGAUGUUCCGAUCGACUUCUGGGAUCAGCCGCCUGACUUUGAUCACUACGCCGCUCUGCCAUCUCUGGACACACUCGAAUUAUUGCAAUCCUCAUACAUGUGGCUCGACACGGCAAAAUCUGAGUACAUCUGCGAUGAGGAACGUCUUCGCAAUCGCCACGCAAAGGCUUUCAAGCUGCACAAGGCUGGCAUCAACCUGAAGAUGUCGUUGGAACUACACAAAAGCGAAGGCUUGAUACCACCGUACCUGCACAAAGAGCGCGUUCCUAUUAUCGAAUGUUUGUACGAUGCGAGCAUGGAGGGAUUCAAAAGUUUCAUCAGGAAAGAAGUGACAGAUGAAGAUGGAGAGACGAGUGAAUCGCUUGCGAGAGAAGAGGCUGAAACGGACCAACUAAGCGAUGUGGACAUCAGCCUGUUAAAGUCGAAGACGCGUCGUCUUACGCUUACCAUGAAGCACAGCCUCGUGAACCGCGGCCACCGACUCCCAUCAUUCAGGGAAAUAUUCGGCUCAGAUGAUGGAAGCGAAGAAUCGGCCGAUAGCGAUGAGGAUUUCGAGGUCGAUGACCUUGACGAGGAUGACGAUAUGGCGCUCGAUCUUGAGCUAGACGACGAUGUCGUCCAACAGUAUAUCGACGAAGAUGGCAAUCCGGUGUUUGACGAAGAUGGCAACCCUGUGUUCGAGGACGACGGAGAGCUUUUCACAACCGUGUGGGAGGUGGCUACCGAGGACGAGUAUGAUAGUGAUAUGGAUGAGGACACGGGUGAGGAUGACGACGAUGACGAGAUGCACGACGCGUUGGAAACCCAGCAACAGCCCGCGAACACCAGCACCAACGACGACGUUGACUAA
This is a messenger RNA of Alternaria arbusti, 1962 nucleotides long. RefSeq lists its product as uncharacterized. The record is from RefSeq and is a predicted model, not a curated record. Bases 1 to 1962 code for a protein of 653 amino acids. The transcript is spliced from 2 exons. NCBI's taxonomy places the organism in Eukaryota, Fungi, Ascomycota, Dothideomycetes, Pleosporales, Pleosporaceae.